CUGUCUAUGGCGGACACUGCGCCCCCACAGAGCAUGGAAUGGAGCCGCCCUCAGGAGGCGGAGCGGCGGGGGCAAGGGGCGGUGCUGACCUCCUACAACAGCACCAUGGCGGCUUGUGCCUUCCGAAGGAGCAUUGCAGGGCAGCUCGCUAAAGUUUUGGAUUUGCCACCGGAGAACUUAAUAAAGUCCAUCUCUGCGGUUCCCGUCUCCAGAAAACGGCAUGAUGCUGAUUUCCAGCUUUCCGUUGCUUCUAUAGAGGAAGGUAGUUCUAGUGAUUGCUUAGCACAAGAUCUUCAACUCCGAGCUCAGAAGCUAGCUGAGAAGCUAAAGUGUGAUGCUGUAGUGAGUGAAAUCAGCACUGGGCCAGGAACAGUGAACUUCACAAUAAACAGGGAAUUGCUAGCAAAGACUGUUCUGCAGCAGGUGCUGAAAGAUGGCACACAAUAUGGAACCAAAAGUGAACUUUUCUCUGCCGUGCCUAAGCAAAAGACAGUGGUGGAGUUCAGCUCCCCUAAUAUUGCCAAAAAGUUUCACAUAGGACACUUGCGUUCCACAAUCAUAGGAAAUUUUAUAGCAAAUCUCAAAGCUGCACUGGGACACGAGGUAACAAGAAUAAAUUACCUUGGUGACUGGGGCAUGCAGUUCGGCUUACUAGGAGUGGGUUUCCAACAGUUUGGCGACAAAGAAAAGCUGAAAUCCAGUCCUUUGCAGCACCUUUUUGAGGUGUACGUACAGAUUAACAAAGCAGCAGCAGAUGAAAACACAAAAAAGCUGGCCAUGGAUUUCUUUAGAAAAUUGGAAGAACACGAUGAGCAGGCAUUGUCGCUUUGGAAAGAAUUUAGAGACUUCAGUAUUAAAGAAUACACUCAAAUUUAUAAGCGUCUAGGAGUGCACUUUGAUGAGUAUUCUGGAGAAUCAUUUUAUCACGAGAAGUCCCGGGAGGUUCUAAAGAUGUUGGAGGAUAAAGGGCUCCUUCAGAAAACAAUAAAAGGGACUGGAGUUGUGGAUCUUUCAGAAAAGAAAGAUCUCUCAUCGCUUUCCACAGUCAUUCGUAGUGAUGGGACAUCUCUUUAUAUAACAAGAGAUCUUGCUGCUGCCAUAGACCGAAUGAAUAAGUAUAACUGGGAUACUAUGAUUUACGUGACAGACAGAAACCAAAGUAGUCACUUUCAACAUUUGUUCCGAAUAUUGAAGCUCAUGGGUUAUGACUGGGUAGACAGGUGCCAGCACGUGUCUUUUGGGCUAGUCCAAGGGAUGAAGACUCGGAAAGGAGAAGUUAUUUUCCUGGAGGAUGUUCUAGAUGAAGUUCGAUCGAGGAUGUUAGAAAACAUGGCUUCUGCAAAAACAACCAAAGAGGUAGAAGACCCUGUGGAGACAGCAGAGAAGGUUGGUCUUGCAGCACUAAUAAUUCAGGACUUCCGAGGCCUCCUCUCAUCUGAUUAUCAGUUUAGCUGGGAUCGAGCUCUUCAAAGUCGUGGAGAUACAGGCGUGUUCUUGCAGUACACCCAUGCCAGACUCCACAGUUUAGAACAGAUGCAUGGGAAUGAGCCAGUCACUGACGUUAACGUGGCAUGCCUGCAAGAGCCAGGUGCAAUCUCUGUUCUUCAGCAUCUUCUCAGGUAUGAUGAGGUCCUGUACAGAUCUUCUCAGGAUCUGCAACCCAAGCACAUAGUCAGCUACCUGCUCACACUUAGCCAUCUCGCAGCUGUGGCACAUCGAUCUCUUCCUGUGAAAGGCAGCACACCUGCUGUAGCCCAGGCAAGGCUCUGUCUCUUUCAAGCCACACGCUCUGUUCUAGCCAAUGGAAUGAAGCUUCUUGGCAUUACACCUGUAACUCGAAUGUGAUGAGGCUGUAUGGAGGAUGAAGUCACAUCUCUUAGUAAAAGGUUAUUUUCCAAGAGAA
Coturnix japonica (Japanese quail) is the source of this 1903-nucleotide messenger RNA. RefSeq names its product arginyl-tRNA synthetase 2, mitochondrial (gene RARS2). Gene Ontology annotation, biological process: mitochondrial translation; arginyl-tRNA aminoacylation. Lineage: Eukaryota; Metazoa; Chordata; Aves; Galliformes; Phasianidae. The record is from RefSeq and is a predicted model, not a curated record. Gene Ontology annotation, molecular function: arginine-tRNA ligase activity; ATP binding. Gene Ontology annotation, cellular component: mitochondrion; cytoplasm.